Messenger RNA from Maniola jurtina (meadow brown), 1902 nucleotides. Its product is annotated as RNA-binding protein 45-like. Bases 301 to 1809 code for a protein of 502 amino acids. Lineage: Eukaryota; Metazoa; Arthropoda; Insecta; Lepidoptera; Nymphalidae. The record is from RefSeq and is a predicted model, not a curated record. Gene Ontology annotation, cellular component: ribonucleoprotein complex. The transcript is spliced from 2 exons. Gene Ontology annotation, molecular function: RNA binding.
ACUGCUGCCAAAAAUCGAAGAUCGUGUUUCGUGUUUGCACUUAGCAGUUUCAGUUUUUAAUUUCUUUAAAAAAAAGAGUAACGACUUCUAUAUUCUUGUAGUAUUUCAGGAUAAUUUCAUACAUAUCAAGACAAGAAAUACACAGACUUAACUAGACCAAAUUAAAAUCAACCAGUAUUUUAAUUUUAACUGUACUUUUUCGCCUUAGAGUCGGAAAUUAUGAAACGAGCGUGACGGUUGACCGUGUUGUUUGACUAGAACGCUGACCAGACCGAACUUAUUUCCAUUAUUUACAGCAAGAUGAAUAAUAUGCGUGGUGUCGAACGCAAGGAAGAAACUCCCCCCUACUCAAGAUUAUUUGUGGUAUGUAGUAAGCACUUAAAAGAAGAUGACCUGAGAGAAAGGUUUGCGAGCUUUGGUGCUAUCGAAGAUCUGUAUAUACCGAAAGAUCGCAAUACGGGAGAGUCCAAAGGUGUUGCAUAUGUUAAAUAUCUUAAAACCUCUUCAGCUGCUGCUGCUAUCCAAGACUUGCACCAGAAAGUGAUCAGUCAGGAUAACAAACCCUUAAAAGUCAUGAUAGCAGUGAAUAAGAAUGAGAGCCCCACACAGAGCGAUAACGAAGACAGGUACAGACGCCUUUUCAUAAGAGUCCCCAAAGACAUCACAGAGUCUGAAGUGAGACAACACUUUUUAAUUUUUGGUCAUGUUGAACAUGUUCGCUUGCAGAGAGACAAGGUGACAGAUACAUGCAAGGGGUUCGCCUAUGUGCAGUAUAGGACAUUUUAUGAUGCUGCUAAAGCUUUUGAAGAGUGCGAUCGAAAUUAUAAACCUGUAUUUGCUACACCACGUGAGGACUUGAAACGCAGUCGUAACAGUGUUGAAAUGUGGAACGAAAAUAAUGGUAAUUUUAAUAACUUCAAUGGACCUAAGUAUACCCAAAAUAAUGACAGGAACAGUCUAUCUAGAACAGAUUAUAUUGCUCAAGAUAUUCGAAAUAACUCCCUGUCUUCUGACUUGCACGAUUUUAACAAAAUUGCUGUAGUGUGCAGCCCUCAAGUGCCACAGAAGUACAUCAAGAAAUUAUUUGCAAUUGUGCCAGGAAUGCUGCAAUGUGAGUACUCAGAGGACGCAUACAAUGGGAUCUCCAAAGCCUUGAUCACUUAUGAAACAGCCAAUUCAGCCGCUUACGCAUUGGAGAAGUUAAACAACUUUGAGUUUCCAUCAGGAGAGAUAAUCACCGUAAAGCCAGAUAAAAACCCUUUGAGCAAGGCUGCUGACGAUCUAACAGAUAUGGUCAAUAGCUUUAAAAAUGCUGUUGAUUCAGGUACUCCAGACUUGAUGCAAUUGGCUAAUGUUAUUGCCCGUGCAUCUUCUUUGAUCAAAUCGGUGUCUCUGACCACAGGUCAUCCUGAGUCGCGUGUUGCACGGUCUAAUAACUUAGACUGCAAUGUCACAUUGCCCCCACCUAUGCCAAUGGUUGACCACAACAGCAGGGUUGCUCAAAGGUUGUUCAUUAUUUGCAAGCCUCAACCUCCGCCCAUAUCCACAUUACAGGAUGUGUUUUGCCGUUUUGGAGAUCUCAUUCAAGUCUCCACUAUUCCCAAUAAAACUUUUGGGUUUGUUAAGUAUGCUUCCGAGAAAGCUGCACAGGAGGCCAUCAACACCUUAAAUGGUGCUGUUGUGAGUGGUAUACGACUAAAAGUGAUGGAAGCUGAUGAAAGGCCAGGGAGAGACGAGCGGGUUACUGAAACAGGUGACCAGAAUACUGACUAUGAUAUGGACAGCAAGCGAAUGAAACUUGAUGACUAAGACCCUUGAUCUUAUAAAUAGACUUAAGACUUAUUAAAUUGUUUACUCGACUCGUGUGCAGGACUACAAUUUUACAAUUAUUUAUUUAAAAAA